CGUCUAGCUGGUGGAUGUGUUAGCUCGUUCAUGGCCCAGCAGUAGACUCCAACCACCGGACGAGGGACACUGGGAUACACCUUAAAGAGUCCCACGCAAACUCAACCACCGAUUGGCUGGAAGCGGACCAGAGGAGACUGUGAGGAGCGAGUGGGUUAACCUAGGAGGGCCGCGGGCCAGGACCAGGGCCAGAGCAUGGGGAAGACAAGCCGGAGCACGGUGGAGCUGAACUCCCCCACAGAGACGAAACAAGCGCUCCCCUUCGAGGAUCUCAACCACUCGGCCGCCCUCGGAGACGAAGAGAACAAGAAGGAGGAGCCGCCAGAUCGAGGGAGCUGGAAGGGGAAGUUUGACUUCCUGUUGUCGUGCGUGGGCUACGCCAUCGGGCUGGGGAAUGUGUGGAGGUUCCCUUACUUGUGCGGGAAGAACGGAGGGGGGGCCUUCCUCAUCCCCUACUUCCUGACCCUGGUGUUUGCUGGGAUCCCUCUCUUCCUGCUGGAGACGUCGCUGGGUCAGUUCACCUCGGUGGGGGGUCUGGGGGUGUGGAAACUCCUGCCGAUGAUGAAAGGCGUUGGCCUGGCAUCCGUGGUCAUCUCCUUCUGGCUCAAUAUCUAUUACAUCAUCAUCAUCGCCUGGGCCCUCUACUACCUGUUCAGCUCCUUCAAAUCGGAGUUGCCUUGGCAGAGUUGUGACAACCCCUGGAAUACAGAGAAAUGCUUCUGCAACUAUAGUCUGACUGACACCACCAACCUCACCAGCGCAGUCACUGAGUUCUGGGAGCGUAACAUGCACCAGAUGUCUGGAGGUCUGGAAGAGCCAGGGGAGCUGAGAUGGCCCCUGGUCGGGACUCUCGCCCUGGCCUGGGUCCUCGUCUACUUCUCCAUCUGGAAAGGAGUGGAGUGGACAGGCAAGGUUGUGUACUUCUCUGCCACCUAUCCGUACUUCAUGCUGUUCAUCCUGUUCUUCCGGGGAGUCACUCUUCCUGGAGCGAAGGAGGGCAUCCUCUUCUACAUCACCCCCGACUUCAACAAGCUGGUCACGUCUGAGGUUUGGCUGGAUGCAGCCACCCAGAUCUUCUUCUCUUAUGGACUUGGUCUUGGUUCUCUCAUUGCCUUGGGUAGCUACAACUCCUUUAACAACGACGUGUACAGGGACUCCCUUAUCGUGUGCUGCAUCAACUCCUUCACCAGCAUGUUUGCCGGCUUCGUCAUCUUCUCCAUAGUGGGCUUCAUGUCCUAUAUCACCAAGAAGCCUGUCCAGGAGCUGGCUGCCUCAGGGCCAGGCUUGGCUUUCCUGGCCUACCCUCAGGCUGUGACCCAGCUGCCCAUGUCCUCCUUGUGGGCCAUCCUCUUCUUCUCCAUGCUCAUGAUGCUGGGUCUGGACAGCCAGUUCUGUACGGUGGAAGGUUUCAUUACAGCUCUGAUGGACGAGUACCCCAUGGUGCUGAGGAAGAGGAAGAAGUCUUUCAUCCUGGUGGUGUGCAUCUUCUCCUUCAUUAUCGGCUUCUCCAACGUCACACAGGGGGGCCUGUAUGUCUUCAAGCUGUUUGACUACUACUCUGCCAGUGGCAUGUGUCUGCUAUUCCUUGUCUUCUUUGAAACGGUCUCCAUAUCCUGGUUUUAUGGAGCUGAUAGGUUCUAUGGGGACAUUGAGUCGAUGAUAGGAUACCGGCCUUGUAUCUGGUGGAAGCUCUGCUGGAAAUUCUUUACUCCCCUAAUCUGCCUGGGGGUGUUUACCUUCAGCGCUAUCGAGAUGACCCCUCUAACCCUGGGAACGUACGUGUACCCGGCCUGGGGCCAGACGAUUGGCUGGUUCAUGUCCCUGUCAUCCAUGAUGCUGAUUCCUGGCUACGCCAUCUAUAUGUUCUGCAAGACCAAGGGAAGCUUCAAGGAGCGCUGGCGCAAAAUUACCACCUCGAAACAGGAAGCUCGGCAGGAAGAUGUCACCAGGCGGACCUCCCACACAGGAAGUGUGGGAGAAGCAGCCGUCUAGCUCAGCGAGCAGCAGGAAACUGUCAUCAAGACCCAGGUUCAAAUAAAGUGAGGCAUCAUGGUAUACCAGCCAAACUGUAUAGCUCUGUAUUUCAGUUCCACACAAUUGACACACACUUCCUCUAAAAUCAAAUGUUGACAUUACAUGGAAUGGUCACCCAAAAAGGUUGACUCAAAGGACUAGAACGUUCUUUUCCCUCCAGUAUGCACUGUCCAGUUAUAAUCCAUAUGAAUGUGUAUUUGAAACCUCUUUGCUUAUAGCUCCUCUAUAAAUCACCUCUGCUCCAUGUCAAUGUGAUUGGAGAUGACAUCAUAAUUACAACGCCUUUUAAAUGUGUCAAAUCUGCACCUGAAGAGUGAGUGAAUAUAAUCUCUUUUUUUUGUACUGAAUGUGUCAUUUGGAAAUAGUUUAUGCACUGUUGGAAGGGUAAUAAUGUCAUAUGACACUAGGUACUGUGCCUAGAAAGUAGAGCUAGAUUUGGAAACUGCAUUUCCAAUUGAAAAUUAUAGUUUUUUUGUGAUAAAAUUAUGAUUUGUACCAUACUACACACCUUUGUUGAACUGGUUUGUUGAACUGUAAAUAUUUUUGUGAUCUUAGCAUCGAAAAUGUCUUCUUUUGUAUCAUAUAAAGUCAUAAUGAGGAAAAUAAAU
Messenger RNA from Hypomesus transpacificus, 2642 nucleotides. Its product is annotated as sodium- and chloride-dependent GABA transporter 1-like. The record is from RefSeq and is a predicted model, not a curated record. Bases 196 to 1992 code for a protein of 598 amino acids. The transcript has 15 exons. Gene Ontology annotation, cellular component: membrane. Gene Ontology annotation, biological process: sodium ion transmembrane transport. NCBI's taxonomy places the organism in Eukaryota, Metazoa, Chordata, Actinopteri, Osmeriformes, Osmeridae.